Messenger RNA from Arabidopsis thaliana (thale cress), 2016 nucleotides. It is a transcript of the gene RLP20, whose product is annotated as receptor like protein 20. NCBI's taxonomy places the organism in Eukaryota, Viridiplantae, Streptophyta, Magnoliopsida, Brassicales, Brassicaceae. Gene Ontology annotation, biological process: signal transduction. The coding region runs from base 1 to 2016 and encodes 671 amino acids. The record is from RefSeq and is marked reviewed. The transcript is spliced from 3 exons. Gene Ontology annotation, cellular component: plasma membrane.
AUGAAGACUAUGUCCAAAUCGUCUUUGCGUUUGCAUUUUCUCUCGCUACUCUUACUUUGUUGUGUCUCCCCUUCAAGCUUUGUCAUUAUAAGAUUCAUUACACAUAAUCAUUUUGAUGGUCUAGUACGUUGUCAUCCCCACAAGUUUCAAGCCCUUACGCAGUUCAAGAACGAGUUUGAUACCCGCCGUUGCAACCACAGUAACUACUUUAAUGGAAUCUGGUGUGAUAACUCCAAGGUGCGGUCACAAAGCUACGACUACGGGACUGUCUCAGUGGAACUCUCAAAUCAAACAGUAGCCUCUUCCAGUUUCAUCAUCUUCGCUACCUUGAUCUCUCUCACAACAACUUCACCUCCUCUUCCCUCCCUUCCGAGUUUGUUUCCCACUUUGCGGAAUCUAACCAAGCUCACAGUUUUAGACCUUUCUCAUAAUCACUUCUCCGGAACUUUGAAGCCCAACAAUAGCCUCUUUGAGUUACACCACCUUCGUUACCUUAAUCUCGAGGUCAACAACUUCAGUUCCUCACUCCCUUCCGAGUUUGGCUAUCUCAACAAUUUACAGCACUGUGGCCUCAAAGAGUUCCCAAACAUAUUCAAGACCCUUAAAAAAAUGGAGGCUAUAGACGUAUCCAACAAUAGAAUCAACGGGAAAAUCCCUGAGUGGUUAUGGAGCCUUCCUCUUCUUCAUUUAGUGAAUAUUUUAAAUAAUUCUUUUGACGGUUUCGAAGGAUCAACGGAAGUUUUAGUAAAUUCAUCGGUUCGGAUAUUACUUUUGGAGUCAAACAACUUUGAAGGAGCACUUCCUAGUCUACCACACUCUAUCAACGCCUUCUCCGCGGGUCAUAACAAUUUCACUGGAGAGAUACCUCUUUCAAUCUGCACCAGAACCUCACUUGGUGUCCUUGAUCUAAACUACAACAACCUCAUUGGUCCGGUUUCUCAAUGUUUGAGUAAUGUCACGUUUGUAAAUCUCCGGAAAAACAAUUUGGAAGGAACUAUUCCUGAGACUUUCAUUGUCGGUUCCUCGAUAAGGACACUUGAUGUUGGAUACAAUCGACUAACGGGAAAGCUUCCAAGGUCUCUUUUGAACUGCUCAUCUCUAGAGUUUCUAAGCGUUGACAACAACAGAAUCAAAGACACAUUUCCUUUCUGGCUCAAGGCUUUACCAAAGUUACAAGUCCUUACCCUAAGUUCAAACAAGUUUUAUGGUCCUAUAUCUCCUCCUCAUCAAGGUCCUCUCGGGUUUCCAGAGCUGAGAAUACUUGAGAUAUCUGAUAAUAAGUUUACUGGAAGCUUGUCGUCAAGAUACUUUGAGAAUUGGAAAGCAUCGUCCGCCAUGAUGAAUGAAUAUGUGGGUUUAUAUAUGGUUUACGAGAAGAAUCCUUAUGGUGUAGUUGUCUAUACCUUUUUGGAUCGUAUAGAUUUGAAAUACAAAGGUCUAAACAUGGAGCAAGCGAGGGUUCUCACUUCCUACAGCGCCAUUGAUUUUUCUAGAAAUCUACUUGAAGGAAAUAUUCCUGAAUCCAUUGGACUUUUAAAGGCAUUGAUUGCACUAAACUUAUCGAACAACGCUUUUACAGGCCAUAUUCCUCAGUCUUUGGCAAAUCUUAAGGAGCUCCAGUCACUAGACAUGUCUAGGAACCAACUCUCAGGGACUAUUCCUAAUGGACUCAAGCAACUCUCGUUUUUGGCUUACAUAAGUGUGUCUCAUAACCAACUCAAGGGUGAAAUACCACAAGGAACACAAAUUACUGGGCAAUUGAAAUCUUCCUUUGAAGGGAAUGUAGGACUUUGUGGUCUUCCUCUCGAGGAAAGGUGCUUCGACAAUAGUGCAUCUCCAACGCAGCACCACAAGCAAGACGAAGAAGAAGAAGAAGAACAAGUGUUACACUGGAAAGCGGUGGCAAUGGGGUAUGGACCUGGAUUGUUGGUUGGAUUUGCAAUUGCAUAUGUCAUUGCUUCAUACAAGCCGGAGUGGCUAACCAAGAUAAUUGGUCCGAAUAAGCGCAGAAACUAG